GACUGGCUGUAGAUUGGAGGGCCAGGUGAGUCUUGGUAGAUGUGGCACCUGGACUUUGGCAGUCUCCACGAGGAGAGGAGACACUCUUGGGCCAGGUUCCUGGGACCGCGCUGAAGGAAGGUGGCAAGGCGUCAGAGCAGGAAGAUAAAAUAACUACACAACUGACUAAAAAAGAGAGAUAUUCAGAAGGUCAGGGAUGGAGCCCUGGAUUCCCCAGCUGCCACCGCAGCCCCGGGGGAGGCCCCCAGCCCCAUCCCAGGGUCCAGACCGAGGCCUUCGGAGAGAUGGAUAUCAUCAGCCUGUUCCUCACUCUUGGCACAAGGGAGAGAGGUUCCGUCAAUGGCAAGACACCAGAAGGAGCUCCCAGCCACAGCAGGACCCCAAGGCAGACCACCAGCAGCCUCAUUACGUACCCAGGCCCGGGGAAUGGCAUCAGCCGGUGCCCGGGGUGGACUAUUACGAAGGGGGUUAUCACCCUCACUUGUAUUCAAGGCCAGGCAUUGAUGAUCCAUACCAGAGGUAUCACUCUCCAAGGGAAGAAUAUCCAUAUGGAAGUUAUUACUACCCUAGGCACCCACAGCAGCAACCAGAAGAAAGAGUGCCAAGGCAAGGGAGUCCUUAUAUCCGGCAUGAAGACUAUCGAGAUCAAAAGUACCUCAAUGAACAUCAUCAUGAAAACCGGAAUAGUCCAUUUCGAGCAAACAGUGAGACCCAGUUCCAAUCUCAGAGUGGGAACCCUUAUAGAGACAGCCCUGCUUCUAACUCUGGACAGGAGUGGCCUGGGGACCUGCUUCCGGAGAGUCUGCUAACUGGGGCCCAGAAGAAUAAGCCACCACUGCCCCAGGAGUCCAACCUGCUUGAGCAGCAUGAGUCUGGCCUCAGCUCCAGUGGCUAUGAGCUCAGUCAAUACAUGGCAGAUGCCUCCGAGCCUUAUGUCCCCACGGCUUCAACAGUUUGGAGACCAGUGAAGGCUGAGGCUGACUUGGCAGCUGAUCCCAAGGCACCCAUGAAGUUCUACGUCCCUCAUGUGCCUGCGAGUUUUGGGCCAGGAGGUCAGUUGGUGUGUGUGUGUCCCAACUUCCCCAGUGACGGGCAGACGGCCCUUGUUGAACUGCACAGCAUGGAGGUUAUUCUUAAUGAUUCUGAGGAACAAGAAGAGAUGAGAACUUUCUCAGGACCCCUGAUCAGGGAAGAUGUCCACAAGGUGGACAUCAUGACCUUUUGCCAGCAGAAAGCAGCUCAGAGCCGCAAAUCAGAGACACCCGAGAGCAGAGAUGCAGCUCUACUAUGGCAACUGUUGGUUCUGCUUUGUCGACAGAAUGGGUCCAUGGUGGGGUCUGACAUUGCGGAGCUGCUGAUGCAAGACUGCAAGAAGCUGGGGAAGUACAAGAGGCAGCCGCCCGUGGCCAACCUCAUCAACCUGACCGAUGACGACUUGCCAGUGCUCAGCUCAGGGACCCCAAACCUGCUCACUGGGGAGAUCCCCCCCAGUGUGGAGACACCCGCCCAGAUCGUGGAGAAAUUCACUAAGCUGCUCUACUACGGAAGGAAGAAGGAAGCCUUGGAGUGGGCCAUGAAGAACCAUUUAUGGGGCCAUGCUUUGUUCCUGUCCAGCAAAAUGGACGCCAGGACUUACAACUGGGUCAUGAGUGGUUUCACAAGCACACUGGCGCUCAAUGACCCACUGCAGACCCUCUUCCAGCUCAUGUCGGGGAGGAUCCCACAAGCAGCCACGUGUUGUGGGGACAAGCAGUGGGGAGACUGGAGGCCUCACUUGGCUGUGAUUCUGUCGAAUCAGGGUGGGGACCCGGAGCUGCAUCAGCGUGCGAUCGUCACCAUGGGGGACACCCUGGCUGGGAAGGGGCUGGUGGAGGCAGCUCACUUCUGCUACCUCAUGGCUCACGUGCCCUUCGGCUACUACACGGUGAAGACAGACCAUCUGGCCCUGCUGGGCAGCAGCCACAGUCAAGAGUUUUUGAAAUUUGCAACCACUGAGGCUAUCCAGAGGACGGAAAUCUUCGAGUACUGCCAGAUGCUGGGCCGCCCCCAGUCCUUCAUCCCUUCUUUCCAGGUAUAUAAACUCCUUUAUGCUUCCCGGCUGGCAGACUAUGGCCUUGCGUCCCAGGCCUUGCAUUACUGUGAAGCUGUUGGCACGGCCCUCCUCAGCCAGGGAGAGAGCAUUCACCCUGUGUUGUUGGUGGAACUCAUCAAGCUAGCAGAGAAGCUGAAGCUGGCGGAUCCUCUGGUGCUAGAGAGACGCCGCGGAGGGAGGGACCUGGAGCCGGACUGGCUCAUGCGCCUCCGGAAGCGGCACCAGGAGCUGGAGCAAAAGGCAUCAAGAGACACUGGGAACCCCCAUUCUGCUCACCCAGACGUUUCAGGAGCCCAAGGAACAACAGGAAACACUUUCUACCAGGAUUUUUCAGGACGUCAAGAUGACUCAGAAGCCACUGGGGACCCCUCUGCCCUGUGCCCUCCAGUGGAGCCAAGGGGCCCCACCUGGCCCAGCCCACAGCAGCCCUUGCCCCUCCAGCCAGGCUCCUACCCAGCGGGAGGAGAUUUGGGACAGACGGGGGUUCCGGUGCCUCUUUACUCGGUUCCUGAGACCCGUCUGCCAGGGAUCAGUGGCAGCACGGCAGUGGCAGAGGCUCCUGGAGGAAGGCCCUGGGCAGAAACCCAGCAGCCACGCCCGCCCCCUGGAGAGAACACAGUGUCCCAAGAAACCUUCCAGCAUCCUGAUGGUCAAAAGGUAGUUUCCAAACCGCAGGGGCCACUGAUCCUCAGAGCUCAAAAUAUUUCCGAGAAUUCCACUGUUUCAGCCAAAGAGGAGGAGGAGGAGUCCUCGGAUGAGACAGAUAAAAAGUCUUCCUCAGACCAUGCACAGAGAGAAAAGAGCUCAGGCUUUGGCUGGUUCAGCUGGUUUCGCUCCAAGCCCUCCCACAGCACCCCCCCCUCUGGGGACGAAGACUCCUCUGACAGCACCGACUCAGAGGAGACCCCGAGAGCAUCUUCUCCCGCUAAGGCUGGCUCCAGCCUCUCAUUGGAGCCCCCGUCUCUACCGGGCCCUGGCACCUUCUCCAUGGGCACAGGUGGGGGUGAAGUCCAAGGACCAGAAUCCGGUGGGGGAACCGCUGAGAUCGCUGGGAAUGGAGGCUUGCCUGGGCUCCAGGGUGUUUCCUCUGAGCCCUACUUCAACCCUGGUGCGCUGCUUCCCCCAACCCCUUUGAAAGGUGCUGUUCCUCUCUACAACCCAUCUCAGGUCCCCCAGCUCCCCACGGCUGCUAGCCUGAACCGGCCAAACCGUCUAGCUCAGCGUCGCUAUCCAACCCAGCCAUGAUGACCAACCCAGGCCCGUCUCCCUGGAGCACAUUUAUGUUGUUUUCCCUUCUUAAUCUCCCAGCCCCUCUGCUGGAUUGAGGCCCCCAGCAGGGCUGUGCUAGCCUAUUGUCUCCACUGGGCAUGGAGAAGGCAAAGGGGCAGGACACAGCUCAGUCCAGUUUCUUAAGAUCAGCUUCACAAGAUGGAAAUGACUUCAUCACAUGGGAAAGCUGGGCAUGGGAGCAGAUUG
Molecule: messenger RNA, 3568 nt
Organism: Pipistrellus kuhlii (Kuhl's pipistrelle)
Lineage: Eukaryota; Metazoa; Chordata; Mammalia; Chiroptera; Vespertilionidae
Product: protein transport protein Sec16B-like
Biological process (GO): Golgi organization; COPII vesicle coat assembly; autophagy
Cellular component (GO): ER to Golgi transport vesicle membrane; endoplasmic reticulum exit site
Source: RefSeq, a predicted model, not a curated record